GAGGGCAGGGGACGUGACACCAUGGGAGCAGCUCCAGUCAGUGUCCUCCUAUCCCUGGGACACAGCACAGCAGCCGAAGGAGGAGAGGGAUUCAAAGACUUGUUGGACUGUAGGAAGACAGUGCUUCGAUCAGGAUGAACUUUGCUGCCCAGUUUUUCUAUUCGAGCUACUUGAGUGAACGACUUGAGCGUUUGUACUCACCCAGGCCUGCACUUAAAGACGGAGAUGAGAAGGACCCCUUCUGGCAGAGAGAUGAGUUGUGUCUGGGCCCCAGUCAGCCUGGAGGCUCUGACAAAUGUGGCCAUGUCACUAACGGUAAUGCAGUCCGUGGAUCCACCCUCAUUGAACCGGAGCGUCUGAAGGACUUCGGUGAGGAGGAGCUGGUCAAUGGGGAUGUGAAGGUCUAUAGCACCAAGGUGGUGGGGGGUCCUGCUGAGAUCGUGCUCAAGGAACCCCCUAAAACCAGACGUAUGAGCGAGUUCAGGAACAACCCCAGACCUCUUGUCCCGUUUCUCCGCUUUGAGGACAUCAGCGCCGCAGCCUUCAGGAUCCAGGCUGGGAUCCAGAAGACCCCCUGCACGUACUCCAGACUCUCCAAGCAGUACGGGAUGGAGAUCUACCUGAAGAAGGAGCACCUGCACUAUACAGGCUCUGUGAAGGAGAGAGGAGUCCGGUACAUGCUCAGCUCCCUCACACAGGCUCAGCAGAGGAAGGGCGUGAUAGUUGCCACUGACUGUAACUUCUCCAUGGCCGUGGCCCACCAUGCAGUAGAGCUGAACAUCCCGGUGUUUGUCAUCAUGCCGUCAUGCUGCUCCUCGCCUCGCCUCCGGAUCUACAGAGACUACGGAGCCAUGGUCAUCUCCUACGGCAGCACCGGCCACGACUCCCAGAACCACGCCCGCCAUCUGGCCUCAGAGAACGGAUACCUCUACCUGGAAGAAGAGGAAAAUGAAUCGUACCUGGCAGGACUGGGCACUGUUGGCAUGGAGAUCUACGAGCAAGUGUCUAAACUGGACGCAGUGGUUAUUCCGGCAGCUGGACAGUACGGGCUACUGGCUGCUACAGCUGCAGCCAUCAAACACCUCAACUCCAGAAUUCUUGUCAUAGGAAUUGAACCAGAAGGCUUCCCUCUGCUGCAACAAUCUCUGAAAAGUAACGGCCCAAUCAAAAACAUGAACAGCAACCCCAAUAAGAAACUCUAUGGAGAUCUAAUGGAGCAUUCCCUGGGUGAUAACACCUUCCAGCUGGCAAAGAAACUAGUGGAUAAAGUCGUCUCUGUCAGUGGGAGGAUUCUCUGGUGGCGAUGCUGCGGUUUCAGGAGUUUGAACGCUCCACUGUGGACACAGAGGGAGCCAUGGGACUGGCAGCCAUCUUGGCUGUGUUGCUAA
Messenger RNA from Notothenia coriiceps (black rockcod), 1388 nucleotides. RefSeq names its product serine racemase. Bases 135 to 1388 code for a protein of 417 amino acids. Gene Ontology annotation, molecular function: L-serine ammonia-lyase activity; threonine deaminase activity. The record is from RefSeq and is a predicted model, not a curated record. Gene Ontology annotation, biological process: L-threonine catabolic process; L-serine catabolic process. Lineage: Eukaryota; Metazoa; Chordata; Actinopteri; Perciformes; Nototheniidae. The transcript has 9 exons.